CUCUCUGGUGUAAAUGCCCAGGUGUUGUCUGUCUCCCUGCCUGUAGGUCUGGGGCUGUGGACCAGAGACGGCGCUGAAGAGGGACAUGGAGAAAUCGGUCAGUCGCGAGGUGGAUGAACACAGGAGCCUGGGCUCGGCCAAUGGCGUUGCUACAAAGUACCGUCGGGCGUUAGAUGGCGGUGGUGGGGGAGGAGGAGGGGGCAGUGGAUACUAUCGGCCCGUGGGGCGGGCUCCGGGAAGUGAAGGCAACUCCUUCCGGCCCCUGGGAAGGCUCCCAGGCACCGAGGGUGGAUACUACCGCCAGGCGGGAGACGGCAGGGUGAGGAACAGCGCUCACUUCCAGCCCCGCGGCGAGCCCAGGGUCUACGGGCGCAGGUUCGAGAGGAAGCCUGGCGACGGCGCCAUUAAUGGGUUGAGCCGCCGGUGGAAAGCCCGGCCCCCGGGGAACCGGCUGACCAGAACACGGGACGGGGGUGAAGGGGCCGAGUCCCUGGACGAGGCAGAGGGGAGCGGCGGCGGCGCCGGCGAAGAGGAGGAGGAGGAAGAGGGAGGGCAGCCCCACGGCUGGACCUUGUUCAAACCCCCAGCCACGUUCCCGGUGGGGAGCAGCACAGCCCGAAUCCUGCCCCGGAUCAGUUACGCCAGUAAGGUGAAGGAGAAUCUCGGCGCAGAGCCCACCGGGGCGGGAGGAGCCAGCGACGACCACUCAUCGGGCCCCAGGCUGGGCCAGGGACUGGGAGCCAUCUUCCACAACCAGUGGGGCCUGUCUUUCAUCACUGAGCCGGGAACGGGCGCUGCAGACGGGGCAAGAGGGGAACAACGUUCCGGACUGAACUGUGGGCAGGAGACGGCAGAUCCGGGGCGACUGGGAGCACCCAGUCCCGAGCCCACCUCCCCACCACCUCCUCCGCCCGUACACAGACUGAACACUGACUGGCAGCAGUGCACAGACACUGACCCCCCAGAGCUGCAGGAGGUCGUACGGUAUUUCUCCACAGGUCGGUUACAGAGAGAGAGAGAGGAGGGGGGGGGGGUUUACCCCACCCCAGACCCCGUCCCUGCUCCCUGUCUGAGGGAGGGGGCUCUCCCCCAGACCCAGUCCCUGUCUGAGGGAGGGGGCUCUCCCCCAGACCCAGUCCCUGCUCCCUGAGGGGGGGGGGUUACC
Messenger RNA from Chiloscyllium plagiosum (whitespotted bambooshark), 1165 nucleotides. The record is from RefSeq and is a predicted model, not a curated record. NCBI's taxonomy places the organism in Eukaryota, Metazoa, Chordata, Chondrichthyes, Orectolobiformes, Hemiscylliidae.